Nicotiana tabacum (common tobacco) is the source of this 742-nucleotide messenger RNA. RefSeq lists its product as uncharacterized. The record is from RefSeq and is a predicted model, not a curated record. Gene Ontology annotation, cellular component: oligosaccharyltransferase complex. Lineage: Eukaryota; Viridiplantae; Streptophyta; Magnoliopsida; Solanales; Solanaceae.
GCGACUUAUGGGUUUAUGGUCGCUCUCAAAUGUAUAAAUUCCGUUCUCAGUACCAAGGAGAGAAAAACAAAGACUUGGGAGUUCGGAGUAAUCUACAGACGAGUCCGGUCGAGAAGAUCUGACUCCUUAUUAUUGGUUUCAGAAAUGUCUCAAUCAGCAAAACCGAUCUCUAGCCCAGUCCCUGAGUCGUUGUACCCAACUCUAGCCGUGUUCAUGCUCGCUAUUGGUCUUGUCGUAACGGCUUCUUUCCUCAUCUAUGAAGCUACUUCAAGGAAGAAUCGCAGCCUUGCAAAAGAGCUCACGAGUGGGGCAGUAGCAUCUGUUUUCUUGGGUUUUGGAUCAUUGUUCUUGCUGCUUGCGUCAGGCGUGUAUGUUUGAUUUGCAGACAUGGAUAGAAACGAGAUUUUGUAUUCAACAAAAUGAAUGCCAUUUUGACUGUUCUAGAACUAUAACAGAUUGUCACCUCCUUGAGUAGUCUGAGAGUUAGGGAACUGAACGACAAUCAGGACUUCUGUUUUCUUUUUUUUUUUUCUUUUCCUGUAAGGGAUCUCAGUUUUAAUUUUUGUAUCUUUGUAUUUUUGCUCCAGUUUUAUAACUGGUGUAAUUGCUGCUGCCUUUCCUUAGCCGAGAGUCUUUCGAAAACACCCUCUCUGCCUUCUUGAAGCCGAGGGUUUUCUCUUUUAUGUCCAUUUUGAGUCUUCUAAAUCUUAAGAUGUUCUGAAAAAGUGAGCUUGCAAAGUCA